UCUGUUGUUCUCUCCUACAGUAACGUUAAGUCAUUUGCUAUGGAGACCAACAGCAACAGAAAUAGUGAUAAAUCUUUAAAAGCGUUCUAAAUACCAAACAAGGAACAUGGCUGCUGUAAGAAAAAAUGGAAAAUCUCCCAUAAUGACCGCUGCAGUAAGCUGCUCCAGACUGCGGCAGGUCCAGGCUCUGCUGAAGGAUGAUGUUAAUACAGCUCCAGAUGGCAUUCUGUGUUCCCUGGGUAUUGACAGCCGCUAUAAUGUAGGAUGCAGUGAGCUGGCCAACUAUCUUUUCUGUGGCCGGUAUAAACACAACCGUUUUGACAUAGAGCAGAUCCCAGAGGACUUCCCAGAAGAAGUGCUAGAUGAUGUGAUCAUCCUUAUUAAGGCCGAGUGUGUACAUCUGUACUGUAACCCAGUGAAUUAUGGCUACCUUCUUCCCUAUGUUUCUCACUGGAGGAACCUGCACCUCCACUGUUUGACCGAGACAGAGUAUGAGGAUGAAGAGGUGGCGGAGGAAUUUAAGAUAUCUAGUUUUGUCUCCAUGGUUCAAGACUGCAGGUGUAUCGGGAUCCCCUACAGUUCCUGUGGCCAUGUUCAGAAGUUUGACAUGUUCAUGUUGGAGAAAUGGCCAAUCAUUCAGGCAUUUGCAUUGGAAGGAAUAGGGGCUGGAGUGUUUUUCACCAUGAAAUAUAAGCUAACAGAUGUGAGUCAGAAACUCUGGCAAGUCUAUAGUAGAUUGGACCCAGUGUCUCUAGACAGCCUUCUUAAUGAGGAUUUGCAGUUUUUUGAAAGACAAUGGAGUUCUCUUUUCUCCAGUAUGGACAUAGAGAGUGCACUGUCCAUGCAGGAGCUGUCAGAGGCACAAGUUGCUGAGCCUUUCAGGACAUAUUAUUCACAUGGUCUCAUUUCCAGUAAUAUCACAGACAAGAGUAAAAGCAGGCAGCCGUUUGUCCUGUUUGGGAGUAACUCAGCUAAGGAGGAUCUGGAGAAUUAUUGUUUCACCUUCCCUUCUGAAGGUCACCAGGUCCGCAACAGUGGGCCCGGUGGGAGUGUUGCCAAGCACAUGCUGCUGCAGUGUGUGGCUCCUAAAGGGCCGCUGGCCUGUGCUCGAACCUAUUUCUUUGGGAGCACCCAUGUCCCUUACCUGGGAAAUGACAACACCCAGCAAAAGAGCACUGAUCUCCAGCUGCUUUCACAAAUCUAUUCCGCUGCGGUUCAGUCUGUAUUAGCAGGAAUUAAGUGUUUUUCUAUCAACUCCAGUGCUAGUAAGGCAAAGGAUGUAGCAGAGCAAACGUUUCAACUGGCCUUAGACAAAUAUGGGUUGAUCCAGUACAGGGGAGCUCUUAGGUCCAAAGCUGUGUUUAGCAUACAGGCUGUCAACAAUGACGGAACAAUUAUUCCACUCAGUGACGAGGACAGUCGGUUUCUGGUGAAGACUGCAUCUAUGGUGGUGUAUGAUAUCCCAGAUCUCAAGAGUGGAUUAAACCUGGGAUCAGUAGUUUUCUCAGAGUCCUUUCUAGAGUCCAGCAUUUGCAUUCAGCAGAGAGAUGGCGCUCUUUCCUCAGACAAUGGUUUUACUGUUCUCACCAAAUCAGUUCCUCGUCAGGUCUGCUGGCUGGUAGAUGAAGCUGACGUGCGAUUGUCUGAACAGGCUCAACAUUUGCUGAAGAAGGAGGAUGGUACGUGUUUGGGCGUUCCUCUAACAGUGAAAGACUCUGCAUACAUGUUCUCUAACAGCCUGCUGUCUACACCUGAGGAAGGGAAGCUGGUGUUUUUCUCAGAGGGUAUCCUGUUUGUCCAUCCGCAUCACGGCUCGGUCACACUCUCUAUGAGUCAUAUCAACACCAUUAAACUCUUUGAUGGGAGCUCGUUGUCGGAUAUUUCAAUGCUGUUUAUAGAGUAUCAGACGUCUCUGCUUCCACACCUUCCAUUCCCUUUACACUGUGCUGAACACUCUCUGGCUAUCGCUCUGCUGCCCAGAACCAAGAGCUACAAAAGCUUCUAUUCUCAGGUGCUGCCAGCUUGGCGUAAGUCAGAUUCUGGGCUGAGAGUUCAACACGUCCUCCACGAUCAGCUGAGCCCUGAGCAGAAGAGCAUGUACGUCAGACUGUCGAAGCUUCGGGAAACACAUGCUACUGCAGGAAAUACCUAUAGAGCUCAUUUGAAGACUGCUUAUCCACGGCUACCAGAGCAGGACAGAUUCCUUCAACAUUUUGCCAUCUGCAGUAGUUUGGGUGAAGAGUCUGUCUGUAGUGAGCACCUGUCCACUGUAUUUUCAGAUGAAGCCCCUGAAAAUACCGUACCCGAGCCUAAGAAAAAGGUGUUCCUUACCAUUAUCACUGGUUUACCGGGCAGUCAUGAGGAGAAUCUGUGUGAUUUCUUGGUGGAAGUGAAUCAGAAUAGUAGCAGGUGGGAGGUGUUUUGUCCUACAAAGGAGGGCUCAGAUGAGUUCAGCGCACUACAUCUUCAGCAAUUCCUGAGCAGCAUUUUAGCCAAACAGAGAGAGACGGAUCUGAUUUCCUUCAGAGUUCUGCUGCUUAUACCCGGGUACACGGAUGCGCUGGAUGUAAUCCAGGCUGUAACUGCUCAUCCAGACCCCCAAGUUCACAGCGUUGUGUCAGUGGGGGCCGUCUCAGCCUGCAUCAACCCUCUCACGUCCUUUAUCAAACACAGGCUUUUCUUCCCGAAACUCUUGGAGCAGUGCAGUCAGGGCAUCGUCAGCAAUGUCGUGUUCACGGGUUUGACUGCCGAGCAGAAGCACCCGCUUCUGAAACACAUGCAGCAGAUAAUCCGUGCAGCCAAUCCCAGCACUGCAUUCAUUUUAGCAGAAAAAGGAGCCGUCAGAAGGACUGAAGAUAUGAGCCUUAUCCUGAAUAACAGCGGUUUCUCACAGUCUCAUAUGAUCAGAGCACGGUACCUGCUGUAUCCCGGCUGGUGGGAGGGCAGGUUUGUGUCUGGAAGUGGCUCUUUAUCUGUGUCUCAGCACUGCAUCGAGUUCAGUCGUCCAGUGGAGAGAGCAUUAUUUCUGCAGCAAUGUAAAGCUCUGAAAUCCUCUCUGAAAGCCACCCCUUUCACGGGAAACAUCUAUCACAUCAGUGGGAAAGUGCUGUUCUCUGACAAUAACAGACCGAUGGUGGUAAACUUUAACUCUGUCAGUGGAGAUCUGAGCGUUGCUCCUGAUCAGGGGACUCACCAUAGCCCACGGACAACAAACAACUCUUACCUGAUAUUUCAUGGAGUGGGGCUCAACCAGGAGGGACUGAAGGACUGGCUCCGCCAUUGUGCUAAACAGAAAAUGCAGAAGAAGAUUGAGAAGAAUAAAAAGACUCUCACCCCGCAGGAAUUCAAAUACAUUCAUGUGAAAAGGCACCUGGAUCCUCUUCCUCCCGGUUACUUCUACAAUGGUUAUCACUUUGUCAGUUUCUUUGGGGAAAAGCAGAAUUUCCAUCCUCUGAUGGACCAGUUCAUAGAGGAGUAUGUGCAGGAGGCCAAUAAGGAGAUUGACCGCUUCAACAAGGAGGUGGAUCUUCUGCCACAUGCUGAUCUCUUUGACCCCUAAUCCCCUCAUCUGACAAAUUCACUUCAAGGGGUGGGGAGGGGAGGUCACUCUACAAUCUCUAAAGUCCACUAUCCAAUUACCUGCUCAAAACCGUCCAUUUCACAUGUCAGAAUGAGGGAUUUACCAUUGAGGGAUGGGAAGGAUUAAGCUCACAGGCAGGGGGGAAAAAAAUCACGGCAUAAUGAGAGAUCCUUUGUCCAACAUACAAUGACUGUAAAUAGUAGCAGUGCCCUGAGAAACGUGAAGGAAAAGUGAAACUGUAAUGCUGAGAUCUGUGUAAAGACACAAAACACAAUCGAGCACCCACAGAUGGGUCGAAUGCAUCUGUAUGAUGGUGUGGCUCUAAUGGAAACAUGGAAAGCCCGGAUCGUUUCUCUUUUUGCCGUGUGCAUAGCGGUAAAACUCCCCUGAAAUUAAUUUUGCUCGCAAGACUCAGUAUCACUCAGAAAUUUGCAUUGGUUGUCCCGCUGUAAUUCCAGUGCCUAGCAGACAUAUGAGCUGAAUGGUAAUGAAGUUUGUCAGCGCGACCGAACGUGAUCAAACAGGGGAAGGCUCAUUUCCAGCCACGCGCAUCUGGAAAGGCACCUGCACUGCACCUGCCCUCAGUCAGCAUCUGUCAAUCUAUCGACCACCGAUGUGAAGAUCAGGCAGAGGAUCUCUCAUUUGCUACAUCUCUCAUUUGACCCAUUCUGUAAUGAUCAACUAUGACUCGGGAUGGUUGGGGGGGUUAGGUUUGCGGUAUGGAGCUUGUAUUGUAUUUGAUGUUGGAUUGAUGUGUAGCACAAGGAUUGGUUUGGUGUUACGCUUGUGCUUGCUGAGUCUUGGUAUUGGCUGAAGCCUUAGCGUGUUUAUCUCACCCCGUAGAUGCUGAUCUAUACUGGUCUGUUGCCGUUCAGUAUUACGGUCAUAUUUAAGCUCUUGUUUUGGGGUGUGUGUUUCUAUGCAUGUUUACUCUUAAUAAAUCACACACAGAAGGGGGGCAGCAGUGUCUUUAUACAUGCAUACAAACACAUUUGAACUUUUGUCUUGAAGACAUGCCUUAUAAGACUCAACCAACGCAACUAAAGUCAGACACUGCUGGUCUCCUCUGUGCUGCAAUAUACAAGUGAAUUACUAUACUAGUUAAAACACUACAUGGGUUAGCAGCUCACCAAGCCAUAUUCACUCGAAGAGUUUGUCAGUUACUGUAGAGCAACGUAGUGUUACUGUUGCCAGGGGCAACUUUUUUCCAUUGUUGCUAUGGAGAUUUACAAAAAUGGUAAAAAGCCGCCUUUUGUCUCCUGAGACUGUACGUCUCUUGGUACCUUGUCAGUAUGCAAGAGCGGUUUUACUCAAGGCUGCCCUGUUAUAGAUGAACUCUGAAAGGACGUUGCCGAGGGUGUAGAUUCACUUUAAAUCGCCAAGGAAAGCAAAACAUGCUACUUGCUAAUAAGCGACAGAGCUUUAGAGGAAGCGGUUAGUUUACAAGAGCUCUGACACACAAUCCCGAUGUGACCACACACGCUCUGAUUUGGAUAAAGCGGUGUUGCUAUCCGAGUGGAAAUCUACACGGCAGCUGUCCUUAAAGGGCACGGGGCUACAUAACACUUAUAUAAUGUGUAGUUCAAAGUAGCAGCCAUUUUUAGCACAUACUAUCUGCAUGUGUUAAGAUGUCUUAUCAAAGUUCUAUUUAUACUAACUGAAAUGCCUUUCACCAAACUGGAGCGACAAAGAGAGAAAUCGUUCGAUCUAUUUUUCAUAUUGGAAAAACAAAGAUUUAUGUUGAGAGACAAACUGAAUUCUAUUUUUCUAAUGCUGUGGAAUCAAUUCAAUUGGAGCAGGAUGAUAGUAUUCCUUGGGCGAAGCAGAUGCUCUCCCUGUGAGAGGGAUUUUGGCUGCUGCUGCAGAGCCUUGGCUCCGAGCGGGGGCAUCCCCUGGCACAGCCAAACGCCAGUGUUGGUGAAAGGAUAUGAAGAAUUGUUUGUCUAUGUGAAUUUAAUGGGACAGCGGGGUCUGCUGGGUAACAGAACGGCACUGGAGGGCCACGGCAAAACUCAAGACAGAGACAGACAGUUUGGCGUUCUUUGACGUUGGAAAUUAGGAACGCCGUAAUCUGGCUUUUCCUCCUCUUUACAGAAGAGUCUAGUGAGGCCCUCCAGAGGCAGUUGCUGGUAUUACAUGCUUUGAUCCCCUUUGGCCCGCACAACUGUACCUGUGGAGCUGAAGUUAGAGGAACAAAACAGAGUUUGGUGAAGAAUUUGACAUUUCUAUGUCAGGAAUCUUAAAUUAACUGCAAUACUGUUUAUAUAGGAGGGAUGGUUUUAUGUCUCUUUGCUUUUGGUUUUAUUGAACAAAAACCUGGGUUUCUAAAAGGUCAAACUUUCAAAGAUAAGCACUUUUUCUGAGUCUGAAAUCAGAAUUCUGAAUCUUAUUAUAAGAUAUUCAGACUUUCUGUGGUGAAGGCUUGUUCCUGACCAAAGCAUUUUACCUUGUCCGGCCCCCAAAGCCAGCUGAUUUUAAUCAAUGUUUGACAACCUUCAGACAGCACGUCUUGUGUUCUCAGGUAUUGUUGGCAACACCAGCAUAAAAAUGUUCAUUUCAAGCAUCCAUCACAACUGGCCUAGAUUUGUUGAUGUUGUUGAUGAUGUGCUGUGCUUCAGGGGACAACGGUAAAAUUACGACAAGCUAAAGGGCUAAAUGAGUUUAUUGCUGCUGCGUGGCUGAGGACAAGCCUGAGAAUUCCUUGUGAAGACUGAAACAAUGAAAUAGAAAAAAUAGCUGUUAUUAGCUAGAAAUUAUUUGCACAAAGUAAAACAUGUAUAAUUGAGUAUUGGUGGUAUGAGGAAACAUUGAAUCUUUUUGAAUCAGAGGGAAAUUCACGUAAUUGAUUCCCCAGUCCUUACUCGGUGUCAGAAUAUCCAGUUCUCAGAAUUCAUGAUAUCUUAGAUAUCUUCAUAACUGAAAAAGAUUUCUGAUGAUUCUACUUGAAAAGUGCCAAAAGUUCUUAAAUGACUUUUAGUUCUUGUUUUUUUUUAAGGGGAUAAACAAAAAACUGAGUGUUGCUUGCACAAAACUACUGUAACUCCUGUUUUCUCCUGUGACUGAUGCUUUUUCUAAUCUACAUUCUAUGUUGUAUUUACGACUAAAUAACACAUUAAAAUAUUUAUAAGCUAC
This is a messenger RNA of Triplophysa rosa, 6712 nucleotides long. It is a transcript of the gene dnaaf9, whose product is annotated as dynein axonemal assembly factor 9. The record is from RefSeq and is a predicted model, not a curated record. The transcript is spliced from 37 exons. The coding region runs from base 107 to 3559 and encodes 1150 amino acids. NCBI's taxonomy places the organism in Eukaryota, Metazoa, Chordata, Actinopteri, Cypriniformes, Nemacheilidae.